UAGGCGCCGGUCUGGGGCAGGCUACUUAAGCGGGGUCUGCGCGCUCAUCGUUGUAGGUGAUUCCAUUUCUUCGCCACUAGGUGGAGUGGGGCUGGACGUGAGCUGAGGCGCACGCGAAUCCUCACAGAGCCAUGUCUACGCGGGAAGCAGGUGCCAACGCCUCCACUUGGGUAGCGGCUUCGCGAGGAAGCUCGACAGUGUGCCUGGCCUCAGACAGGAGGCCGACAGAAAGCCCGAAUGGAAGAGGUCGGAGAGGGCGUCGGGGCGGCAGAGGGGGUGGCUGGAGGGAGCCCGCUGGCCUCCCGGAGGCUGUGGCCGGUGGUCACCGGGAACCGCCGCUCUGCUUCGCUGUGAAGAGCGACCUGGUGGGCGCAGUGGUCGGCCGUGGUGGAUCAAAAAUAAAAGAAAUCCAAAGUACAACAAAUACAAAAAUACAGAUAAUAAAAGGAAAUUCUGAGGCAGAAGUCAAAAUUUUUGGCAACAAGGCAAUGCAGACAAAAGCAAAAACAAUGAUAGAUAACUUUGUUAAAGAACAAGAAAAUUACAGUCCUGAAUACAGAGUUGAUAUUGUUGCAUUCCAGCCUUCUGUUGGAAGAGAUGUAAGUUCAAAUCAUAAUGUUACAGAAUAUCAGCCAUUGAUAAAUUGGGAUAAAAUCCGAGAGGAUGCUUCAAAAUGGGAAAAAAAAAAGUGGGCAGAUUUACCUCCAAUUAAGAAAAACUUUUAUGUAGAGUCAGCAACAACAAAGGCAAUGUCACAAGUGCAAGUAGACAACUGGAGGAAGGAAAAUUUUAAUAUAACAUGUGAUGACUUAAAAGACAAUGAGAAACGUCCUAUCCCCAAUCCAACCUGUAAAUUUGAAGAUGCCUUUCAGUGUUACCCUGAAGUUAUGGAAAACAUUAAAAUGGCAGGUUUUCAAAAGCCAACACCAAUUCAGUCACAAGCAUGGCCAAUAGUUCUGCAAGGAAUAGAUCUUAUUGGAGUAGCACAAACUGGAACAGGGAAGACACUGUCGUAUUUAAUGCCUGGAUUUAUUCAUCUGAACUCUCAACCAAUAGCUAGAGAAAAAAGGAAUGGACCAGGCAUGUUAGUCCUUACACCUACUCGGGAAUUGGCACUUCAAGUGGAAGCCGAAUGUUCUAAAUACUCAUAUAAAAAUCUUAGAAGUGUCUGUAUAUAUGGCGGUGGAGAUAGAAGUGGACAAAUACAAGAUGUUUCAAAAGGUGUAGACAUCAUCAUUGCGACUCCUGGAAGACUGAAUGACCUGCAAAUGAAUAACUUUGUCUGCCUGAAAAGUAUAACCUACUUGGUUUUAGAUGAAGCUGACAAGAUGUUGGACAUGGGAUUUGAACCUCAGAUAAUGAAGAUUUUGUUAGAUGUGCGCCCAGAUAGACAGACUAUUAUGACAAGUGCUACUUGGCCAUGUGCUGUCCGUCGACUUGCACAAUCUUACUUGAAAGACCCAAUGAUUGUGUAUGUUGGUACUUUGGAUCUAGUUGCUGUAAGUACAGUGAAGCAAGAUAUCAUCAUCACCACAGAGGAAGAGAAACGAACUCAUAUCCAAACUUUCCUAGAGAAUAUGUCACCUAAAGACAAAGUCAUUGUCUUUGUGAGCAGAAAAGCAGUUGCUGAUCAUUUAUCAAGUGACCUGAUUCUUCGACAAAUAUCAGUAGAGUCUUUGCAUGGCAAUAGAGAACAGAGCGAUCGAGAAAAGGCAUUAGAGAACUUUAAAAAAGGUAAAGUGAGAAUACUCAUUGCUACCGACUUGGCGUCUCGAGGUCUUGAUGUCCACGAUAUUACACAUGUCUAUAAUUAUGAUUUUCCACGGAACAUUGAAGAAUAUGUACACAGAGUAGGGCGCACUGGAAGAGCAGGGAGGACCGGCAUGUCAAUUACACUUAUCACAAGAAAUGAUUGGAGGGUUGCCACUGAACUGAUUAAUAUUCUGGAAAGAGCAAAUCAGAGCAUUCCAGAAGAGCUUGUUUCAAUGGCUGAGAGAUACAGAGCAAAUAAACUGAAAAGAGAAGUGGAAAAAAAAAUAGGAAGACUUCAAGGAAAGCCCCAGAAGUUUUAUUAGUAUUUUACAUUGAAGAGUGGCAUCAGCCUACUAGAGAAUAUUAAAGAAGGAACACAUCAGACUCACCGUGGUGGGCCUCUACUGUCACUAAAACCAAAGACUAAGAAAAAUUGUGGAACAGUAUCCUUUAAUAAUGAUGCAAAAAGAUUCAAAGUACUAGCAAACAAUAUCAAGUUAAAAAACAUUAUGUAUUUUGACUAAGUAGGGUCGCACAGAUUGCUCUACAUACAAAAAUUGAUGAAAUACAUCACAUUAAUAGAUUUCAGAAAAAAAACACCUGAAUUUUUUUCAAUUAUACAGAGAAAAAUUGACAAAAUUUAUAAUACUUUCAUGUUGAAAAAUAGGUCUGUGGCCAGCACUCAGGAGACUUGAGACAGGUGGAUCAUAAAUUAAAGCCCUUCUUGGGCUACAUAACAAGACCUAACCUCAACACAAACAAAAACAUAAAAGACUGAAAGGAGCUGAACACCACUUGUCUCCAUAAUAUUGGGAGUUCUAACUGGAGUAGUCAGGCAAGAGAAAGACACCAAACUUGGAACAGAAGAUCAGAGGACAUGAGCUUACAUGUAGGUAGAAAGCAGAAGAUUCCAUAAAAAUUCAUCAAGAUGAGGGAUACAGAACUCAAAUACAAAUUAGUUGCAUUUAUCGGGAGGGGAAAGGACAGGAAUAUUAAAAAGAUGAAGAUGCAGUAUGUGUAAGUACCAAUUCCCCACCAUGAAUGUAUUUUUUGCAUACACAAAUAUACUAAUAAAAAGAAAGGAAAAUAAAAAAUACAUCUCAAAAAAUUCAUUGUAUUCCUAUACACUAACAAGAAACAGUUUGACAAGAUUUUAAGAAAACAGUUAUAUUUGCAAUAUCAAAAAGAAUAAAACACUUGGCCAUGCACGGUGGUCCAUGCCUGUAAUCCCAGCACUUGGGAGGCUGAGACAGGAGGAUUGCUGCAAAUUCAAGGCCAACCAGGGAUACAAAGGGAGUUCAAGGCCAGCCUGAACUAUAUAGCUAAGCCCUGUAUAAAAAAGACAGAUAAAAAAAGAGACUAAAACAUUCUUAAAUAAGCCGGUAAUAAAGAUUUGUGUACUGAAAACUAGGAAACUUUGAGAACAAAGAUAAAAUAUAACCUUUUUCUAAAAGUUCAGAGAGUUUGCUUUAAUUCUGAGUUAAUAUUGUAUAGCAUUUCUAAAAAUUCUAAUAGAAAACUACACAGUAGUAGAAAAUAUCUAUCUGUAAACAUGUAAUAAUCCUGUAUUCCUGGUCAAGCAACUCUUUUUACAAGUAUUUUAAAGGGAAAUGCUUACAGUUACACAAGGAUUUGGAAAUAGAAUUUGUGUGUGUAUGUGGUAUUAUGCUUUGACCCCAAGUUUGCUUUAUCACUGGACUACACCAGCCUUCUUUUAAAUUUUAUUUUGAGACAGGGUUUCACUGUAUUUCAGGCUGGCCUCAAAUUUGUAAUUCUGCCCCAACUUCUUGAGUUUCUGGAAUUACAGGAAUGGGUCACUGUACCCACUUAGGAUUGAAAAUGUAAUUUUAACAAAGAUUACACAUAAGAAGGAAACACCAAACUCAGUAAAACUUUUUGAAUUAUGAACUUUGUUUCUUCAUUGCUUUCUGUAUCAGAAUUACUUGUAGAUCCCUGCCUGCUGUUAUCAUUUUGCUUGCCCAAGUCUUUCCAGGUUGUUUAAAUCAUGCAGUUAUGUAGAAUUACUCACCAUGGACCCUCUUCUAAUAUGCCUUCAGUUUGUCUGGCUUUUGGGACAAACCAUUUUUAUGGAUUGUAAGCUUACUAUUGUUUUUUAUUUUUCUUUUUUUUUUUUUUAUCUUUUGUCUUUUAGAGACAGGGUCUCACUAUGCAGUGUAGGCUGGCUUUGAGCUCACUUUGUAGCCCAGGCUGGUCUCAAACUCACAAUGAUCCUCCUGCCUCAGCCUCCCAAGUGCUGAGAUCACAGGCAUAUACCACCAUGCCUGGCUUCAAGACUUACUAUUGUUAAAAUGCCAGUACUAUCCAGAGCAAUCUAUGGGUACAGUGCAGUUUCUUUCAAAAUCCCAGUCACUUUUUUUUUACUUGCAAAAAUGGAAAAAUUUUAUCCCAGAAUUCAUAUAGAAUCUCAAAGGAUACUAAAUAUCCAAAACAGUUUUAAGAAAAGAACAUUGGUUCCCUGUUGGUGACUUCUAGAAAAAAAAAGAAAAGAACAUGGUUGCUGGGCAACCCACUUGGGACCUCUUCUGUCUUAUCUCUUAGAAAGAAGCUUUCUUUCUCUCAAUAAAUAUAUUCUGCUCUUAUAAAAAAAGAACAUGGCUGCCCAUGCAUGGUGGUAUGCCCUUGGAGUCUCAGCCUCUUUGAGUGGCUGAGGUAAGAGAAUUGACACAUUGAAGCCAUCCUGGGCAAUUUCAUGAGACUACGUCUCAAAAAGAACUGCGGUUGGAGAACUGAUACCUCCUGAUACUAAAAUAUUGUAUAAAGUGAUAGUAAUUAUACCUCUGGUGCUGGCAUAGAGAUAGGCUUAUAGACCUGUGGAAUAGAAGCCAUCUAGACAUAAGCACUUGCAUAUGAGAUCAAAUGAUUUUGACAAGGGUGCCAAAGUUACUCAGUGAGAGGAAGGCAGUCCUUUCAACAUAUGAUAUGGGAGAAACCGGCAUCCACACUGAAAAGAAUGAGGUUGGACUUUAACAUUAGCAAAAAUUAACACAAGAUGGAGAAAAGGCCUAAAUCUAAGACCCAAGACAUAAAACUCGAGAAGAAAACAUACAAGAAAAACUUGAUGUUGGACCUGGCAAUAACUUCUUAGAUAAGACACCAAAAAGCAAAAGUAGACAAAUGGACCUGUAUCAAGCAUUUCAACAUUUUUGCAUCAACUAAGAAAAUGAAAAGACUUCCAGGGGAAUGGGAGAAAUACUGCAAGUCAUGUCUGAUUAGAGGUUAAUGUCCAAAAGAUAUACAGAACUUUACAACACAACCAUAAAAGACAAAACAGCUUGAUUAAAAGAUGGGCAAAGAAUUUAAAUGCACAUUUCUCCAAUGAUGAUAAUACAAGUGACGCUAACACAUGAAAAAAUGUUCAACAUCACCGAUUGUUAGAGACCCUAAAUAAAAGCCACAGUGACAUGUCAACUCACUUUGGUUAAAGAUGGUUUAUGUCCAAAAACUAACAAAUGUUGGCAAGCACGUGAAGAAGUUGGGUCCCUGAGCCACUUUUGUGGGAUUGUAAAGACAGUGGAAUAUCAUCCAGCCUUUAAAAGGAAGAAAAUGGGGGCUGGGGAUUUAGCUCAACACAUAAGCACCUGCAAGCACGCAGUAGUGAGUUUGAUCCCUGGUACUGAAAAAGAAAAUUCUGCCACAUAAUACAUGGGUAGACCUUGAGGACUUUAUGCUGAAGAAGUAACCUAGUUACAAAAAAGGCAAAUACUGUAUGAGUCUACUUACAAGGUGCUUAAAGUAAGGAGAUUCAUAGAAACAGAACAGUGGUUAACCAAGGCUGGAGGGAUGCAAGAGAAGGGGGAUUAUUGUUAAUGGGGACACAGUUUCAAUUCUGCAAAAGGCAAAGUACAGAGUGCACAAUGAUGUGAAUAUAGUUAACACUACUGAACUGCGCACUGACAAAUGGUUAAGAUAGUAAAUUAUAUGUGCUACAUUUCAUCACAAAGUUUCAAAACAAUGUUACAUUUCUUACAAUUUCAUACAUUUUCUUCUG
This is a messenger RNA of Cavia porcellus (domestic guinea pig), 5761 nucleotides long. RefSeq names its product DEAD-box helicase 43 (gene Ddx43). The record is from RefSeq and is a predicted model, not a curated record. The transcript has 17 exons. NCBI's taxonomy places the organism in Eukaryota, Metazoa, Chordata, Mammalia, Rodentia, Caviidae. Gene Ontology annotation, molecular function: ATP binding; RNA binding; RNA helicase activity. The coding region runs from base 132 to 2075 and encodes 647 amino acids.